UGCAAGAAAGACCGCCACGAACAAGAUCCAGGUCAAAGCGUUGCAUGUGUCUGUUGCGCCCGGCAAUUCUUUCCUGUUGGUUGUUGUCAGCGUGUCCUCGAGAACGCCCGAAUUCCGGCAAUACUCUUGCCUUUUCCUGCCCACGACAGGCGAAAGUACCGUCGGAGUUAGGGUAUUCAACCUCUUUUCCCCGCACAAGAUCCGGGGAAAAGGCAGGCCCUCCGGUUAAUCAAUGCAAAUACCGUCUCAACUAAGCCAGUUCUUGUUACGCCCGAUCUUGCCGCUUGGCGCCCUCCGCGAAAGCCGAGGCGAGCAAAUUACAUACCGCACGUCGCCAUCACCCUUGCGCCACCUCCCGCACCUUCAACUUCACAUCAUUGCAUCGUCUCGGAUCCUUGCUGUUUUGAUGCCUCGAAUAGGAUAUAUAACUACUUUCCUUUCUAUUCCACUGCACACACCCGUCGAUAGCUGUAUCCACCACUUUGAGCGUGGCCGAGACGACGUGCCUUACUGGCUACACGGAUGGCGGGCAGAAGGCCAACGCCAUAACCACCAGAUUCUUCCGCGCGUGACGAUCCAUGAUUCGGAGCUGAGUCUGCACACGCCUGAGAAGCGCUGGCUCUCAGGGGUAUUCGCGCACUGGAAUAUGACAUCGAGACGCUUUACUAUCCUGCCGACCCUAAUCCGGUGCGGUACACGUACCUAGGAGCGAUAUGCGACCUCUUCAUUUACCCGCCGUCAAGCAAGCAAAACCCGAAAGAUCCAGAGGUGCGCACCCGUGUCUCUUCAUCGCGGUCUUCCACAGCCUGUGGCCUAAGACGCAACAAGGAGCGCUAGGGCUCAGCUAUUGACUUGGACACAAUAUCGGUGCUACGUACGGCUUGACACAUAGCCUAUGCUCGGGCUUUGACGCUCGCUCGGACAGUUAAGCAUGUUGUCGUUUCGGGAAGCACUCCGCAAGAGCAGCAUGUCGCAUUUUCCCAUGCGCUCGCAUUUGACCCAGCGCCGUAUUCCCAUACUGA
Tilletiaria anomala UBC 951 is the source of this 1022-nucleotide messenger RNA. RefSeq lists its product as uncharacterized. Bases 233 to 706 code for a protein of 157 amino acids. The transcript has a single exon. The record is from RefSeq and is a predicted model, not a curated record. Lineage: Eukaryota; Fungi; Basidiomycota; Exobasidiomycetes; Georgefischeriales; Tilletiariaceae.